GCAGAGCAACACUGGAGAUCAGCGCCAGACGCCAAACCCUCGGAGAGGCAGACGGAGCUCCUUUUCCCAUGAGAGGAGCAAGAGAAGGAGCAGAAGAGGAAGCGAAGGAGGAAAAAUAAGGGGAGGGAACUCCAUCCACGCCUUCUAUCCUCAGCACCUACUUGCUACUCACUGUGCUGUGCAGUCUACUGUUGCUUCACUGGACUCCCUUAGACAGCCCUAGCAUAGCAGAGCGUACGGUUCACACGAGAAGAGCAACUGUAAGGCUGUGUUUCUAUGUGGUGUCAGAGGAAGCUGUCAGCACUCGUCAUCAUUAAGGCUUCAUCCAAGGCAAGACCUGACGCAUCAUUAUUUCCUCUUCGAAGGCAUAUCCAUAGUGGAUAAGUCAUUAUUCUCCAGCUCAGUAGUUCCAUCUCAAAGGAAGAUACCAAGAGUUUGGGUUUGUUGUUGAUGACUGUAUUCACCACAUUAGCUUCUGGAGAAUGAAAGUGGACACCCACUGUUGGAUCUACCUUCUCCAAUCCUCAUUCCAGUACCCCACAUCUACAGCUACGCCAUAUAGAAACGAUCUACGAAGGUCUAGGUUUUUUUGAGUUCUUCAGUCCAUAAGGUUGCGAUUGGGCUUCUUCUCGGGAAAGGACUCUACGACGCUAGCCAUGACGCCCAUGCAAAAGCUCCUCCAGUUGCCGGUGAACGCGAUGAAUAUGGUGAAGACGGCGCAGGACCAGAUGGGGCAGCAGGAUGAGGCCAAAAGCCCUGUGAUGACCCCGGAUGGCGGAAACCAUAACUGGUACAACGGGGAGCCCAACGACCCGCGCCACAUCCGGUUUGGCAGCGGAGGUGGUGACCAGGAGGAGCGGGCCCACCUGGAGGAAGGGGGAGGCAGUUUAUCCAGCCUUGUGACCCAGCCUUUGCGACAUGAUGACUUGAAAGAGAUGCUGGACAGCAACAAAGACUCCCUGAAGCUGGAAGCUAUGAAGAGGAUUGUGGCUAUGAUCGCCAGAGGGAAGAAUGCCUCAGACCUCUUCCCAGCAGUGGUGAAGAACGUGGCCUGCAAGAACAUCGAGGUGAAGAAGCUGGUCUAUGUGUACCUGGUGCGCUAUGCUGAGGAGCAGCAGGAUCUGGCUCUGCUCUCCAUUUCAACCUUUCAGAGAGGCCUGAAGGACCCUAACCAGUUGAUCCGGGCCAGUGCUCUGCGUGUGCUCUCCAGCAUCAGAGUCACCAUUAUUGUCCCUAUCAUGAUGCUGGCCAUCAAAGAGGCUGCCUCCGACAUGUCCCCCUACGUGAGGAAGACGGCCGCUCACGCCAUCCCCAAACUCUACAGCUUGGACCCAGAGCAGAAGGACUGUCUGAUUGAGGUCAUUGAGAAGCUCCUGGCUGAUAAAACCACACUAGUGGCAGGUAGUGUUGUCAUGGCCUUUGAGGAGGUGUGUCCUGAGCGCAUAGACCUGAUCCAUAAGAACUACCGUAAGCUGUGUAACCUGCUGAUCGACGUGGAGGAGUGGGGUCAGGUGGUCAUCAUCAACAUGCUCACUCGCUAUGCCCGGACGCAGUUCCUCAACCCCAACAUGAACGAAUCCCUGUUGGAGGAGGGGGGUGGAGAGAAGGCCUUCUAUGGCUCUGAUAAUGAUGAUGACAGCGAUGAUGAGGAAGACAAAGAGGAGAAGGAGAAGAAGAAGACUGAGGCGACUGCCAUUGUCAAGAGGAAGCCUUACGUCAUGGACCCAGACCACCGGCUACUGCUGAGGAAUACCAAGCCCCUACUGCAGAGUCGAAACGCAGCAGUGGUGAUGGCUGUGGCUCAGCUAUAUUUCCACCUGGCACCCAAAGCGGAGGUAGGCGUCAUUGCCAAGGCUUUGGUGCGCCUCAUGAGGAGUCACAGUGAAGUGCAAUAUGUCGUCCUUCAGAAUGUGGCAACGAUGUCCAUCAAGAGAAGGGGGAUGUUUGAGCCCUAUCUGAAGAGCUUCUACAUCCGCUCCACAGACCCAACCCAGAUUAAAGUCCUCAAGCUGGAGGUUUUGACCAAUCUGGCCAACGAGACAAACAUAUCUACCAUCCUGAGAGAAUUCCAGACGUACAUUAAAAGCAAUGAUAAGGACUUUGUGGCAGCCACCAUCCAGGCCAUCGGCCGCUGUGCCACCAACAUUGGGGAGGUGAGGGACACCUGUCUCAACGGCCUGGUGCAGCUGCUCUCCAACCGCGAUGAGUUAGUAGUGGCCGAGUCGGUGGUGGUGAUUAAGAAGCUGCUGCAGAUGCAGCCCGAGCAGCACAGUGACAUCAUCAAGCACAUGGCCAAACUCACCGACAACAUCCAGGUGCCCAUGGCGCGGGCCAGUAUCCUGUGGCUGAUCGGGGAGUACUGUGAGCACGUUCCCAAGAUCGCUCCGGAUGUCCUGAGGAAGAUGGCCAAGACCUUCACCAACGAGGAAGACAUCGUCAAGCUGCAGAUCAUCAACCUGGCUGCCAAACUCUACCUGACCAACUCCAAACAGACAAAACUGCUCACUCAGUACGUGCUGAACCUGGCCAAGUACGACCAGAACUAUGACAUUCGCGACCGGGCGCGCUUCAUCCGCCAGCUCAUCGUGCCCACUGACAAGAGUGGUGCCCUCAGCAAGUAUGCCAAGAAGCUGUUCCUGGCCCUUAAGCCUGCGCCCGUCCUCGAGUCUCCAUUUAAAGAUCGAGACCACUUCCAGCUGGGCUCGUUGUCCCACCUACUGAAUGCCAAGGCCGGCGGCUACCAGGUGCUGCCCGACUGGCCCGAGGCCGCCCCAGACCCCUCUGUGCGCAACGUGGAGGUGAAGGAGUCUGUGCCGGAGUGGACCAAGUGCAGCAGCCGUGAGAAAAGGAAAGAAAAGAAGGCGGACAAGCCAUUCUACUCUGACUCGGAGGGCGAGUCUGGCCCGACCGAGUCUGCUGACAGUGCCUCAGACACAGCCAGCGGCUCAGAGAGUGGCAGUGGCAGUGAGGAGAGCGGCUCGGGAUCCGAGAGUGAGGAGAGCAACGAGGAGUCUGAGUCUGCAAGCGAGGAGGACGAGGAGGAAGAGGGGAAGAAGAAAAAGAAGAAUGUGGAGAAGAUCAAAGCAAGGAAACCUGUUCCAGAAAGUGAAAGUGAGCAGAGCAGUGGAGAGGAUGAGAAGAAGAGCGAGAAGAAGAGCAAACCGCGGAUUGGUAGCACAGAGUCAGAAUCCGAUGAGGACGGCGAUAGUGAAUCAGAGAGCAGCGAGUCAGAGGAGGAGGAGUCAGAAGAGGAGUCAGAGGAGGAGACCAAGAAGAAAAAGAAGACCACAGCAUCUAAACCUCCAUCCAAACCACCCAAAAAAGAGAACAAGAAAGAAAAGAAAGAAAUGUCUCUGCUUGAUUUUGAUGACUUUGACCCCGCUCCAUCUCCGUCUCAAGUCACGCCCCUCAACAACUUCCUGUCCAGCAGCCUAGUGACAGAUCUGGAGGGCUUGUCCCUGACCGACAACGUUCUGUCCCCUACGACCAUCGUCCCAUCCGGCAACCUGAAGACCUAUGAGCUGCUCCACCGUAUCACCGGCGAGGGCCUGUCAGUGGAGUACUGCUUCWGCCGCCAGCCGUUCAGCCCCGACCCACACAUGGUGGCAGUCAAAAUCCAGUUCACCAACAGCGCCACCUCCGAGGCCAAGAGCCUGCACAUGGAGGACACCAAGUUGCAGUCAGGCAUGAGGAUCAAAGAGUUCCCUGAGAUCGAGGUGUUACCUGCGGGUGAGACUCUUAGCGUGGUGAUGGGCAUCGAUUUCUGUGAUUCCACACAGGCGGCCAACUUCCAGCUCUGCACUCACACCAGGAAGUUCUUUGUGUCGAUCCAGCCACCGGUUGGAGAGCUGAUGAUGCCAAUCUUUAUGACAGAAAAUGAGUUCAAAAAGGAGCAAGAGACGCUAUUACAAAGUCUAGGUCAGUUGAUGGGCAUGAAUGAGAUCACAGAGAAGCUGAUCCUGGAGGAGAAGUGUCAGGGCGAGCACGCUGUCGUUCAGAGGGUUACCACUGCCGCCAACCUCAGCCGAGUGCCCUGUGGCUCAGACAAGGAGUGCAGCCCUCCUGUUCCUCCUCCCCCGUUUCCGAUUCACAGGUUCGCUGGGAAGACGGUGACCAGUGGCAGCCUUGUACUGGUCAGUGUGGUCACCAAAGAGGACGGGGCCGCCCAGCUGACGGUCAACUGUGAGAAAAUGGUGAUUGGCACGAUGCUGGUCAAGGACAUCCUUCAGGCCCUCACCCAGUGAUGACCCCUAACUCUUGACCCCUGACCUUUGACCCCAGCAAUUUCCUUCCUCUCCUACAGCUCGGUUCUGUCUCCCUUUGCUCACUCGCAUACAUACAACCACACAUUCAUCCACUCCCAUUCCAAAUACCCCCAUACUUAGGGUCCUCUUUCUCUUCAUUAAGAUACUGGUAGUCUGAUAAGAAUAUGUAGAAGACAGGUUUGAUCCAUCGCUCAAUUGAUAUUCUGCAUGUAAUGCAGGUUUCAAACAAAUUAUGAUGAUUUUUUACUUAUACGAGAGACGCAAAUCUGGGGGAAAUAAUAGGCCCCACUUUGACUUUUAAAAUCACUUCCUACGAACUGUCAUAACAAAUUACAGAAUGGCAUUACUGUACACGAUUUGUAAAGACAAUAAGUCAUUAAGAAUCAUCCCACUGAUCAAAUAAAAUCUGUGACGGCGUUGAAUCAACAUGGAAAACUGAUUGGAUUUGCAAAAAGUAAUCAACGUAAGGGAAUUUUGUUAUUUUUUUCAC
This is a messenger RNA of Salvelinus sp. IW2-2015, 4755 nucleotides long. Its product is annotated as adaptor related protein complex 3 subunit beta 2. Gene Ontology annotation, biological process: anterograde synaptic vesicle transport; vesicle-mediated transport; intracellular protein transport. Lineage: Eukaryota; Metazoa; Chordata; Actinopteri; Salmoniformes; Salmonidae. The record is from RefSeq and is a predicted model, not a curated record. Gene Ontology annotation, cellular component: membrane coat; AP-3 adaptor complex.